Messenger RNA from Nicotiana attenuata, 1810 nucleotides. Its product is annotated as plant UBX domain-containing protein 10-like. Bases 205 to 1596 code for a protein of 463 amino acids. Gene Ontology annotation, molecular function: ubiquitin binding. Gene Ontology annotation, cellular component: endoplasmic reticulum. The transcript is spliced from 4 exons. Lineage: Eukaryota; Viridiplantae; Streptophyta; Magnoliopsida; Solanales; Solanaceae. The record is from RefSeq and is a predicted model, not a curated record.
AACAUGGGGAAUGGCAGAUUUGUAAUUCCAAGAUAGCCAGAGGCAAUUUUGGCCAUAAAAUAGAAACAAUUAUAUCCAUCUUUUUCAAUCUCAUACUCUCAUUUGUCAUUUCAUCGAACAGGUAGUAGUCAAAACCCCUAACUUCCUAAGCUUCUUCUGAAAAUUAUACCAAUAUAGUGAGAAAUUGAAAAGGGGAAAUCAGAAAUGGAUGAUGUAGCUGAAAAAGUAGCUAAUUUUCAAGCAAUAACUGGACUCGAAGACUCCGAUUUAUGCACUGAAAUUCUCUCCGCACAUAAUUGGGAUCUCGAAUUAGCGAUCUCAAAUUUCACCUCCAGUUCCACCGAAAAUUACCGUUCUGCUACUGUCACUGCUUCUGAAGCUACCACUAGUACAAUUCCCGAAGAAGUGGAAAUCGGACUUGUUGUCGGUGGGCCUCAUGGACCGCCGCCAGGACUCGCUUGGAAGAUUAUUACGCUGCCGUUUUCAAUUAUCUCCGGUAGUCUAGGGCUAAUUUCAGGAGCUGUUGGAUUUGGUGUAUGGGCGGCUAGUGGAGUUCUAUCGUAUGGAUUAAGCAUGAUCGGGCUGAACUCGGUCCGAAAUGGUGAGUCGUCGGCCCGUUUAGUGUCAGUAUCUGCAGCAGUAUCAGAGGCUAUGGAUUUUGUAGCGAGUUUUGAGAGGGAUUUUGGUAAUAUAAGGCCGAAUUUUGUAGCUGAGGGUUUUAUGGACGCGUUGCAGAGGUCUAGAAAUGAGUAUAAGCUACUUUUUGUUUAUUUGCAUUCGCCGGAUCAUCAGGAUACGCCGGUGUUUUGUGAGAGAACGCUUUGUAAUGAGGAUUUGGUGGCGUUUAUUACUGAGAAUUUUGUUGCUUGGGGUGGAAGUAUUAGAGCUAGUGAAGGUUUCAAGAUGAGUAAUAGUUUGAAGGCUUCGAGGUUUCCGUUUUGUGCUGUUGUAAUGGCUGCUACGAACCAGAGGAUCGCUUUGCUUCAGCAGGUGGAAGGGCCAAAAUCUCCUGAAGAAUUGCUUACAGUACUGCAAAGAGUGAUCGAGGAAAGUGCCCCUGUGCUUGUCACGGCUAGGGUUGAGGCAGAAGAAAGAAGAAACAAUAUGCGUUUGAGGGAGGAGCAAGAUGCUGCGUAUCGCGCUGCGCUAGAAGCUGAUCAGGCUAGAGAGCGCCAAAGGAAAGAAGAGCAAGAGCGGCUGGAAAGGGAAGGUGCUGAAGCUGAAAGUAAAAGAAAGGAGGAAGAAGAGGCCCGGGAAAGAGCUGCCCUUGAAGCUGCUGAAAGAGAAGCUGCAUUAGCUAAAAUGCGCCAGGAGAAACUUUUGGCAUUGGGAACUGAACCUGAGAAGGGUCCUGAUGUUACUCAAGUUUUGGUACGGUUUCCUACUGGAGAGCGCAAGGACAGGAGGUUUCAUUGUACAACAACAAUACAAUCGCUGUAUGACUAUGUUGAUUCUCUGGGAUGCCUUGAGGUUGACAAUUACAGCCUGGUAUCCAACUUCCCCCGCACCGUGUAUGGCGCAGAGAAACUUUCUUUGUCCCUGAAAGAUGCCGGAUUACAUCCUCAGGCCAGCCUUUUUAUUGAGUUGACCUCAUGAGAACAGCAUUAGACUGAUGGUUUCAGUUAAGUCUUGUUCUAGAAAAUUUCCUUCUGAAAUAUUUGUACUCAGCCAUAGUUAGCAAAUGCAUUCAUUACCUAAUAGUUGCCUAUACUAUUCUACUGCUUUGUCUGAUAACAGUAGGGAAUAAAUGAAUGGGAUGAUACUUCAUUAGCAAAUUCAAAUACAAAUUAUAAAGAAGCCUGUUUUACCA